AUGGCCCCCUACAAGAGAUGGGAGCCCCUCCCCAAGAUCCACUACGGCUUCUCCAUCCACCCCUUUGUUCCGGAGAUCGACGCCCUUGACCCCACCUCGACCCAGUUUGAGCACCUCGCACCCGCCGCGCUCGAGGCGCUCCAAAACGACCUCAUCGCCCUCGAGGUCGGCGACGAGGUCUACGUCUUCGAGCAGCUCGGGCACGCCAACGUCAGCUGGUACCGCGGCUACGUCGUCUCGACCCAGCGCACCGCCACCAGCGCCACCAGCGCCAGCAGCCUCAGCGACUACUCGGCCCUCCCCGGCGCGGCUGCCUCGGCGGCGGGCGCUUCGGUCGACGAGGAGCCCCAGGUCUACGUCGGCAUCUUUCCCGCCUCGCACGUCCACAUCCGCGAGCAGCUCGACGAUGCCGAGCUUCGCCUCUCGUCCAUCUACGCCCAGGCCCAGGAGCUCGGCAUCCUCGUCGAGCGGCCGCCGCCCCCGCUGCCGAGCCUCCAGUGCGGCGACGAGACGGCCGCCGGGUCGGCCGAGCCGCUCGUCGACGAGAUUGCCUGCGCGCUGCGCGAGUGGGCGGCGCUCAUGUACUCGUACCUCGGGCGGCGCGACUACGCCCUCUUUCUCACGGUCAAGGAGCACAUCGAGGUGCUCCACAUGGCGCGCCGCCAGCUCCUCGCCCAGACGCUCAGCGCCGAAGAGGUGGGCCGGCUGCGGCGCGAGUGCGUGGCGCGCCUGGUCAAGGGCAACGUGGCCCAGGGGCUCGACGUGAUCGUGCGCCACCCGGGCCGCGGCGGGCUGGUCGACGUCGACUUUACGGCCAAGGACCGCGACCCGGACAGCUGGGUCAGCGCCCUGCGCCUCUUUGCGCUGCAGGCGGCCUCGGCAUACGUCGACCAGGACGACGAGUCCGGCGGCGGCGGUGCCGGGGGCGGUGCGGGUGCCAUGGACUUUGCCGCCUCCAACGCCUUUGGGCUCACGAGCCCCUCGACGACUGCCUCGGGCAUCCUCGCAUCGACCUACUCGCGCAAGACGGCCACUUCGCUCACCCGCCAUGCGUCGAUCGCGGCGGCCGCGGCGGGGAUCCGCACCGGCGGUGCCCAGGCGGGUGCCGGCGGCGGUCUCAACGGCGGCGGGUACUUCCACGUGCUGCUCGACCUCAAGGCGUUUGUGGCGAGCCCGUGCAGCGCCGGCGAGACGGCCGAGCUCUACUUUUCGCUCUACAACCGGGCCGAGUCGCGCUUCCUCACCGAGGAGUUCUGCGUCAUCCUCAACCACAACGGCGCGCCCGUGCGCGAGACCGAGGGCCGCCUCAACCGGAUGCGCGCCCUCUUCACCGACCUCAGCGCCGCCGACAUGCUCGACCUCAACGUCGUCUGCCGCAUCGUCCGCACGGGCGCCAUGCGCCUCGGCGGCGCCGCUGGCGACCCGACCUACGACGGGCGGAUCGUGGAGCGGGGCGACAACGGCGCCGCGUUCCGCAACAGCCGGAUGGCGUCGGACCGCACCUUCCGCCGCCCCUUUGGCUGCGCCGUGCUCGAGCUGGGCCAGCACCACCGCUUCUCGCCCGACGCCGCCAGCUCGUCGACGAUGCGCGAGCACGUCAUGCCCAUCUUUGUCCCCGUCAACGAGGCCGCCUUCAGCACGCUCCACCAGGACAUUAUCGCGUCGCGGAUCAAGGAGUUUGAAAAGUCGCCGCGCGCCGACAUGCUCGCCGUCAACGUCAAGGUCUUCCACGGCGAGACGUCGGCGCUCAUCCGCGAGAACCCGUCGCUGCUGGCCGACACGCCGCUGACGGCGAGGCUCGGCUUCCCCGACGUCGUGUUUCCCGGCGACAAGAGGAACGAGGCGUACAUCAAGCUGUGGAGCGGCGAGUUCUACCCGCUCGGCGGCAAAAUGUCGGGCGGCGCGCUCAAAAACAUCCAGGUGUCGGCCGAGGUGCGGACGCGCGACGGCCGGGUGGUCGAGCACGUCAUCUCGCGCGGCGCCGGCGAGGCCCCCGUGACGCAGUUCGACAGCAUCGUCUUCUACCACCAGAACGCGCCGACAUGGGGCGAGCUGCUCAAGCUGCAGCUGCCCCACGACAUCAUGGAGGACUGCCACAUGUUCUUCUCGUUCCGCUACCGCAGCUCCAAGGAGGAGCGCGCACUCGCCUCGGCGGCAUCGUCGACGGCAGCGUCGUCCAACGGCGCGGGCUCGUCGUCGUCGGCGUCAGCGUCGGCGUCGGCGUCGUCGUCGCAGGUCGCCGCGCAGCAGCAAUCGCAGCGGCCCUUUGCGCACGCCUACCUGCCCCUGUUUGAGUCCAACCGCGCCUUCAUCCCCGACGGCAGCCACACCCUCUUCCUGUGGCGGGUCAACCGCCCACCUUCGCAGAUCGGACCGGACCUCUACUUCAACCUGCCGCCCGUGGUGCCCGCUGGCCGCACGCCCGCCGAGGCGGUGCCGGCCAACCUCGCCGCCACCGUCCAGCCGCUGCGCGACAUCCUCACGCUGCGCACCUUCCUCGUCUCGACCCAGUACACGCAGAACGACGUGCUCCUCGAGCUGCUCAACUGGGAGCGCGCGCUGUCGUCCGACUUUGAGGAGCUGCGCAGCGUCCUGACCAAGUUCACGUUUGUCGGCGAGGUCGAGAUUGUCAAGUUCCUCCGCGACAUCUUUGACGCCCUGUUUGGCAUCGCCGCCUCGAACCGCAACGCGCGCGGCGAGCUCGACGACCUCGUCUUCAACGGCCUCGUCACCGUGCUCGGCAUCGUCCAGGACCGAAGGUUCACCAACUUCCGAGCGACUCUCGACGUCUACAUCGAGCGGCACUUCCGGUACACGACGGCCCACACGCGGCUGAUUGCGUCGAUGUCGAAGCUGCUGGCCGAUCCGGGCCGGCUCGAGACGUCAAAGGACCUGCGCGCGGCCAUCAAGGUGUGGCCCUACCUGUUCCGCUUCAUCAUCCAGAGCCGGCAGAACCAGCGCGGCGAUCGCGGCGUCGGUGGCGGCACCGUGCUCGACCACCUCGAGGCCGGCUUCAAACGCGAGCUCGACGGCCUGCUGCGCAGCAUCAACAGCCUGAUGAGCACGACCAAGCCGAGCUCGAUCAUCGGCACCCAGACGCUGGCGCUGCAGCACUUUGCGGGCAUCCUGCCGGACCUGUCCAAGGCGUUCACGCUCGACGAGCUGGUGCGGAUCGCCAUGUCGUUCACCGACAGCGUCUUCAUCACCAAGGGCAGGAUGGCCAUCUGGAAGCUGCUCCACAUCCUCCAGAUCAGCCAGGGCCCGCUCUUUGAGAGCCACGCGGCGCGCUCGCAGCUGAUCCCCAGCGUCGUGCGCUGGAUCCGGCCGCACCUCGGCCGCUACGACGAGGCGUCGCACGUCGGGCCCAACGAGCUCGAGACGGCCCGGGACACGGCGCGCGUCGCCUGGUUCGAGGCGGCGCGCCUCAGCGUCACCAUCCUUGCCGUUAUCCUCGACCGCCUCCAGACCAGCCUGGCGGCCGUCGCCCGGCAGCGCGGCCAGGCGUCCUCGGCCGCCGCCGACGCCGAGCUGCGCCAGGAGCAGGACAAUGUCGACUACGUGCUCAGCACCAUGCCGAAGCUGCUCGAGACCUACCAGGAGUUUGGCAGCCGCGCCAUGAUCAAGACGCUCCAGCGGCACCGCGCGCCCUCGACGACGGCCUCGACGGUGCCCCACCUCGCCAGCUUCCUCGAAGAGGAGCGCGACCUCGGCGGCCACGAGCUGUGCGGCAAGUUCCUGUCCAACUUUUUCGAGGUGGCGUCGUCGAUCCUGCUCAACGAGGCCUUCCCCGCCACCUGGCUCAACAUCAACAUCCUCGCCCACCAGAUGGUGCUCAAGAUGGCCGACCCGCUGGCGGCGAUGCUGGUGCGCGACUUUAUACCGCCCGCCGACCGGAGCCCGAGCUUCGACACCGAGCUCUGGCGCUCCGGGCUCGGCAUGCUCCUGACGCUGCUGUCGAGCGAGCAGCUGGUCAUCGAGCAGUUUAAGCCGCAGCGGCGCAGGGCCGUGUGGCGCCUCGCCGGUGACAUCCGCGGCGAGGGCGCCCAGAUCUUUGCCAAGCUCUGGACGUCGAUCGGCUGGCCAGAGAAGCUGCCGAAGGAGGGCGAUCUCCAGCAACAGCAGCAGCAGACCGGCGCCGGCGCCGGCGGCAGCGGCGGCGGGAGUCUCGAGGCCAGCACCGAUUCCGACGUCCUCGCCAAUGGCGACAGGAACGGCGGCGACGACCAGAUGAACACGGGCGGCUUCCAGGUGCAGUUUGUGCCCUCGCUCGUCGAGCCGGUGCUGGAGCUGUGCCUGUCGCACCACGACGAGCUGCGCACGUGCGCGGUGCGGGUGCUGGCGACCAUGAUCACGUCCGAGUGGCACCUCAACGGCGACUUUACCGUCAUCGAGGCCGAGAUCAUCGACAAGCUCGACAUCCUCUUCAUGACCGACACCAAGGGCGACGAGAUCUCGCGCGCCUUUUUCAUCGGCCAGCUGCGCUCGCUCUUCGACAGCCCGCACGUCGACGAGCGGCUGCGCGAGCAGGUGCACGCGUGCCUCGUCUCGGUCAACCGCUUCCUCGACCUGCUGCUCAGCGUGCGCAGCCUGCCGCUCGAGGAGGGCUACGAGGACGACCGGAUCGCGGGCACGCUCAAGCUGCUCGGCUUCCUGCGCCAGGCCAACCGCGUCGCCGCCUUCUCGACCCACGUGCUGCGCCUGGCCAACCUGCACCUCGAGAACCUCAACUACGUCGAGGCGGCGCUGACGCUCAAGCUCCACGCCGACCUGCACACGUGGGACAUGGACAGCUUCGUCGAGCCCAUCCCGGAACUCGACCUGCCCAAGCAGUCGCACUUUGCGCGCAAGGAGACGCUCUACAUGCUCAUCCUCGAAUACCUCGCCAAGGGCGAGGCGUGGGAGAUUGCCAUCGACAUCUGCCGCGAGCUGGCGCAGCAGUACGAGUACCGCAGCGUCAACUACGCCCGCCUGGCCGAGGUGCUGCAGCACCAGGCCGCCCUCUACCAGCGCAUCUCGACGACCGAGCGCACCUUCCCGUCGUACUUCCGCGUCGCCUACUACGGCCUCGGCUGGCCGGCGUCGAUGCAGAACAAAAUGUUUGUCUGCCGCGGCCUCGAGUGGGAAAAGUUUGCCGCCUUCUGCGACCGGCUCCACGCCAAGCACCCCAAGGCGACGCUCAUCAAGAGCACCGGCGCGCCCGGCGACGACGUCCGCCACGCCGAGGCCCAGUUCCUCCAGGUCACGGCGCUCCAGCCGGAGCCGGACCGCACCAAGGACAUCUUCACCAACCCCGAGGUCGCGCCCAUCGUGCGGGCCUACUACGAGCACAACGCCACCGACCUCUUCUCGUUCACCCGCCCGCUGCCGGCGCCCAGGGCGGCGGCGGAGUCGCAGCCGGCCGCGGUCGAGUUCCAGGAUGUGUGGGUCGAGAAGACCUACCUGCGCUGCGAGGACGCGUUCCCGACGGUGCUGCGGCGCAGCGAGGUGGCCGAGGUCUACGUCGUCGAGAUCAGCCCGCUGGAAAACGCGCUCAACGACGUCCAGGCAAAGACCGACGAGCUCGAGACGCUCGAGAAAAAGUACGGCGCGCUCGGCAAGGUGGCCGCCGGAGCGGGUGCGGGCGCGGGUGCGGGCGGCGCCGGAGCUGCGUCGGCGUCCGCCGGCGGCCGCAUCAACACCAACCGCCUCUCGAUGGCGCUCAACGGCGCCGUCGACGCGCCCGUCAACGGCGGCAUCCCGAUGUACAAGCGGGCGUUUUUCGCGCCCGCCUACGCCGAGGCCAACCCGGACAAGGACGAGCUGCUGGCGCGGCUGCGGGCCGCCAUCGACGAGCAGGCGCUCGUCAUCUUCCGGUGCAUCCGCCUCCACGCCCAGCUGUGCCCGCCCGAGAUGCGGCCGUUCCACGACACGCUGCAGCGCUUCUUCGCCCAGAGCUUUGCCGACGAGGUGGACCGGCUCGAGCUCGACGUGUCCCGGCUGGGCAGCGACGCCGCGCCGACGCACGCCUCGCUCGAGUCGCGCGACGACAGCCUCGACGACGGAGGGCGGCCGGAGCGCUUUGCGUCGCGCAACUUUGCCUUUGGCGCCAUCAACCAGGGCGGCCUGGCGAGCUACAACGAGGGGCGCCACUACUCGCUCGACCGCAGCAGCCGCGCCCAGCAGGCCGGAUCGCAGGAUGCCUACGCCGCCGCCGCCGCCGCCGGCGCGCGGGGCCAGGGCGGCGGCGGCGGGUCGUCGAGCCUGUUUUCGCGAUCGGGCGGCGGAGGCGGUGGAGGCAACCGGCUGAGCAAGCUGAUGAGCGUGCGGAGGAAGCCGUCGCAGCACAGCGGGUAA
This is a messenger RNA of Pseudozyma flocculosa PF-1, 6333 nucleotides long. RefSeq lists its product as uncharacterized. Gene Ontology annotation, cellular component: cytoplasm; plasma membrane. The coding region runs from base 1 to 6333 and encodes 2110 amino acids. Gene Ontology annotation, biological process: small GTPase-mediated signal transduction. Gene Ontology annotation, molecular function: small GTPase binding; guanyl-nucleotide exchange factor activity. The transcript has 6 exons. The record is from RefSeq and is a predicted model, not a curated record. Lineage: Eukaryota; Fungi; Basidiomycota; Ustilaginomycetes; Ustilaginales; Ustilaginaceae.